This is a messenger RNA of Anolis sagrei ordinatus, 873 nucleotides long. NCBI's taxonomy places the organism in Eukaryota, Metazoa, Chordata, Lepidosauria, Squamata, Anolidae. The record is from RefSeq and is a predicted model, not a curated record.
CCGGCGUGAGGGCGGAAGUGGCCUUGUUUUGGAGAGGAUGGGGCCAAGAUGGCGGCUGGCGGUGGUGGGGCUCUUCGCGGGGCUCCUCCUCCUCGCGGCCUCAAGUUUGGCUGAAGUGGCCUCUGAGAACGAAGGGAAGAAAAUCCAAGGCGCUGUGCUGGGGACGACGCCGUGUUGGCGGACGGAGGACUUUGUGGUGACGCUGCAGUGCGCCCCGUGCACCAGCUUCCAAAGUAAAACGAUGCCCGAGUGCGGAGCGACCGGCUUCGUGGAGCAGAUCAACUGCAGCGCUUCCAAGAAAGGAGAAUUCAAGAGCUGCCGCUCGGCGGCCAUGGAGGCACGGCUCUUCUGGAAGUUUGAGGGCGCCAUGCUGGGGGCGGCGGCGGCCUUUGCCCUCCUGGUGGUCUGCCGGCAGCGCCUGCUGGACCGCAAGGCCCUCGAGAAGGUCCGCAAGCAGAUCGAGUCCAUCUAGCCGGACGCAAGGAGAGCGGCCGGAAGACCUCCCUGCGGAUGGGCAGCGCCGGACAGGCAGGGUGUGUCCCUUGGGGGUCCCCGGGGGUCUUGCGUGGUGCAGAGUUGGGACUCAGCCCACACCUGGAUUGGCCUCAGGAUCACACUGGGACCCCCUCCCGUCCCGGGAUUGAGAUACAUCUCAAGUCUGGACUCAUUUCCCCCUCCGGAUUGAGAUAAGACUGAUAUCCGGAAUUAUUUUCCACCCUGGAUUGGGAUAAGUCAAUUCCGGAUCAAUUUCUCCCCCUGAGUUGGAGUAAGACUCAAAUCUGGACCCAUUUCUCUCCCUGGAUUGAGAUACAUCUCAAGUCUGGACUCAUUUUUCCUUCUGGAUUGGGAUAAAAAUAAAAGCUGGGUCUAUUU